GGCAGGCAGGCUCGACUUCUCCGCUGCCUUAGUCUUCUCGCCCUGCCAUUCAGUCCGCGCUUCACCCUCACCCUGGGCAGGGCACCGAACCUGGGGGCGACUCCCGUAGCCGCCUGGGGCUGAGCGUGGCCGAGCUGGGCUGGGGGAAGCGCCUCCUGAUUCUUCGCCAAAGGCCAGCAAGAAUCUUCGCGGGAGGGGGAAAUUGUGUCCGGCGACCGCGGCAGGAGGGACGGGCGGAGCCCAACCGCGCUGGGAGCGAGUUUGCAGGGAGGCAAACGGCGUCGGACCUCGGCGCUCGGUUCCGCGCAGGUGCAUUUUUCCUGGGGAAGCAAAGCAGGUGCGGCCCCGCGGCCUCCUUCCGACUCCUCCGAGUUGUCUGCGGGACUCUCUGCAAGCCGGAACGCGGUUGCUCUGGGAGCGGAAAGCGCCAGCCCGGCGCGCCGUGCCAAGCCCGGAGUAGCGGCGGCGCCUGGCCAAGCAUGCUGGUAGACUGUCCGCGCUCGAGUCCAGCAGGAUCCCUGAAACUUUCUUCCACGUGAAACACAACCCCAAUUGGAGCGCCGAGCCACCCGGCUGUCCGCCUGCCCAAGCCGGAGCGCCCCAGGAGUAAGCAGCCCCCGCUGGGUCUUGGGAUGGGACGAACAGAAGUGAUUCCGAAGUCGAGGGUGAAGUGGCUGCGCCGCGCCCGUCCCGCCGAGCUUUAGACCCGCGGCGCGCUGGUGAGAGGUGCGCCCGCCGCCCUCGCGAAACUUUCGGGGUGUGCCAGGGGAGAUGAAAACCAAGGGGACCGCUAGGGAGCCCCCUGCUGCCUCCACCUCUUCCACUCCGGAUGGCUCAGUCCUUCUAGGAGCGCCUCACCCAUCGGAUCGCGACCCCUUUGCCGAAAGGGAGACGGUCGAGGCGAUCGAUCUGACCCUGGACGGGCUUCUGUACGCUAGAAGUAGCGAGGAGGAGGAAGAGGACGACGACGACGAAGAAGAGGAGGAGGAGGAGCGGGAAGAGGGGCAAAAGUGUCUCAAGGAGCGAGAACGGCUAUCUGGCUCAUCCUUGGUCCAGGAAAGCUCCGGGUUACCGUCGGGCAAAGAUGCCCUGGACCGGGUCCUGGAUACCUUUCUAACCCCGUCCUCCGGCCAAGCCCACUCGGACAGCUCCUCGGCGGCGUGGUCGUCUUUCUUCGGCUCGGAGAUCCCCGACUUGGCCGGUGGGCUACCGAACCGGCGCCCCUUCGACGGCAAAGAAGGGGGCGCGCCCGCGGACGCCGUUUCCUUGCCGCCGCCUCUUUCUCCUGCAGCCACCGCCUCUCCUUCCACUUGGAAGGCGGCUAAGGAUGCGGAGGGAGCUCCUUUUAAGAGCCCGAGGGGCAGGGCCCCAGCCUCCGCCACCUCGACGCUGCCUAAAGGAGUGCAGCAGCCCGGCUCGGCAGAGGAAGUCCUGGCCACGGGCCCUGGCAGCGCGGCGGCGGCGGCCGCCUCCUCCUCCUCUUCCCCCUCCUGCAGGCUCCCGCUGGCUCCGGCCUCAGGGCGCUCCCCGCUGGCCGCCCCCUCCGGCUGCCACGAGUUUCUCAACCUGCCCAUCCUGCCCCUCAACCCGGCGUACUUAGCCGCCCGGACGCGGCAGCUGCUGGACGUGGAGGAGCCCCAGGACUGGAGCCCCUUCUGCGGGCACCCGAGCGCGGCCUCCUCGCCCGCUCCCUGCAGCCUCCAGGAGUUCGCCAGCUUCGUGUACCCUCCCAAAGAGGGGCACCCGCCGCCGCCGCCCGCGCCUUACCUUCUCGGCUGCGGCGGGGACUUUCAGCCCAGCUUCAAGAUCAAAGAGGAGGCCCUCGCGGCGGCCGUGGCCAAGAGCAGCGCCGACGGCGGGGCGCACUCGGGCGCCAGAACUUUGCCGUCGGCCACCGCGGGCCCUUGCGCAGACUACGCUCCGGCGGGCGCUGCCACUUCGCAGCCGAAGAGCGGCAUGAGCGGCCAGGAAGCCUCCGCCGUCCCCCUCGCCCCCUCGUCGUCCCUGGAGUGCGUCCUGUACAAGGCGGAGGUGGCGGCGGCGAGUGCGGGCGCCGUCCCGGGCUCUUACGGACCAGCGUCUUACAAAGCCUCCUCCAGCUGCGUAGCGCAGAGGGACGCUCUCGCUUUGCCCUCUACCUCGGGCGCCGCGCCUCAAGCCGUGUACCAGCCGCUCGCCUUCCCCGGCCAGCAGCCGUUCUCGGGCCUGAAAGACGGAUUGCCCCCAUUCUACUCGCCUUACCUGGGCUAUAUAAGGUCUGAUGCCGAAGCUGGUCAGAGCCCCCAGUAUGGGUUUGAACCUUUGCCCCAGAAGAUCUGCCUUAUCUGUGGUGACGAAGCUUCUGGAUGCCACUAUGGUGUCCUCACCUGCGGAAGCUGCAAAGUCUUCUUCAAAAGAGCAAUGGAAGGUCAACAUAAUUAUCUAUGUGCAGGGCGGAAUGACUGCAUAGUGGAUAAGAUUCGUCGGAAAAACUGCCCCGCGUGUCGCUUGAGAAAGUGCUGUCAAGCUGGCAUGAUACUUGGAGGUCGAAAGUUUAAGAAGUUCAAUAAGGUCAAAAUGCUAAGAGCCUUAGAUGUUGUCGCACUCCAACAACCAGCAGCCCUUCCAAAUGAAAGCCAAACAUUGGUACAGAGGCUUUCUUUUUCACCAAGUCAAGAUGUUCAAUUUAUCCCUCCACUGAUCACUGUCUUACAAAGCAUUGAGCCAGAAGUUGUCUACGCAGGUUAUGAUAACACAAAACCAGAAACUCCAAGUGCGCUGAUGACCAGCCUCAAUCACCUAUGUGAGAGGCAGCUCCUCUGUGUAGUCAAGUGGUCCAAGUCAUUACCAGGAUUCCGGAACUUACAUAUUGAUGACCAGAUAACUCUUAUCCAGUAUUCAUGGAUGAGCCUAAUGGUCUUUGCAAUGGGAUGGAGGUCAUACAAACAUGUCAGUGGUCAAAUGCUAUACUUUGCACCUGAUCUAAUCUUAAAUGAGCAGAGGAUGAAAGAAUCUUCGUUCUAUUCCCUGUGCCUGUCCAUGUGGCAAAUUCCACAGGAGUUUGUCAAGCUACAAGUAAGCAGUGAAGAAUUCCUUUGCAUGAAAGCCCUGCUCCUCCUGAAUACAAUUCCUUUGGAAGGACUCAGAAGCCAAAAUCAGUUUGAUGAAAUGAGAUCCAGUUAUAUCAGAGAGCUGGUCAAAGCAAUUGGGUUGCGACAGAAAGGGGUUGUAGCCAGUUCUCAACGUUUCUACCAGCUCACAAAGCUUAUGGAUUCCAUGCAUGAUCUUGUGAAGCAACUUCACUUAUACUGUCUCAACACAUUUCUUCAGUCUCGGGCGCUGAGUGUUGAAUUCCCAGAGAUGAUGUCAGAAGUGAUUGCAGCACAACUACCGAAGAUACUGGCAGGAAUGGUGAAACCACUUCUCUUUCACAAAAAGUGACCUGCCUCUCCAUCUGUCUACAACCUCACCCCCCCCACCCCCCAUCUCUGGUCUUUCUUUCUCAUCACAAGUUGUGUAUUUUAAAAAAUUGUUGGAGAUUAUUUUGGGAGGAUGAGAUUUUGCAGUGUCAGGAUAUUCCCAGUUCUAUGUCACUUCAUAUGCCUACCGUUUUAGGGAUUAGACCUGGAUUCAGUCAUACUUAGAGGAGACCCAUUGAAUCAAUGGGACAGAGGUCAGCCAUGGAUCAGUUACUGACACUGAUUUCAUGGACCUGUUUGGAGUCUGGCCAAAUCUAUAGCCAGUCCACUUUGCCCGCAAAGCUUUACUUGCUGAGCCUGUACAUCUCCACAUCAUGAACGUUUUAUUCCCUCUGCAAGUUUUUUCUCCCAUGGCAUGACCAAUAUUUGUCACAAGAAAUGUUUUAUAAUGGGCCUGAUUAAAUUUCUGCUCAGAUAUCCAUUUGAGAUCAGGUGUUUUUUUUUAAGAACAGGAAGUCACCUUGUACAUUUUCCCUUCAUAUUAUUCAUUUUUAAAUUGCUAUAAUGGAGUAAAAUUUCAGCUUUUAUUACAUUUCUGUCUUUCUUUGUGUGGUUAUAUGUGUAUAUGUAUAUAAAUAUGCCAGAAUAUAGUAAAAUUAAAAUAGAAAUAAUCUUCUAAACUCAGAA
Candoia aspera is the source of this 4085-nucleotide messenger RNA. It is a transcript of the gene PGR, whose product is annotated as progesterone receptor. Gene Ontology annotation, biological process: nuclear receptor-mediated steroid hormone signaling pathway; regulation of transcription by RNA polymerase II. Gene Ontology annotation, cellular component: nucleus; chromatin. Gene Ontology annotation, molecular function: zinc ion binding; estrogen response element binding; nuclear receptor activity. The transcript has 8 exons. Bases 772 to 3420 code for a protein of 882 amino acids. The record is from RefSeq and is a predicted model, not a curated record. Lineage: Eukaryota; Metazoa; Chordata; Lepidosauria; Squamata; Candoiidae.